UUAGAGGCGUGGCCGCUCCCAGAGUUGCUCGGCUAGUCAUGGCGUCCUGGGCCGGAGGGGUUCGGGCAGUGCUGCUGGAUGUUAGCGGGGUGCUGUAUGACAGCGGGGGCCCGGAGGGGGGCGCCGCCAUCCCCGGCUCUGUGCAGGCGGUGGACAGGAUUCGGCAGGCUGGCCUAAAGUUACGCUUUUGCACAAACGAGUCGCAGGCCACACGGAGCCAGUUUGUCCAUAAACUGCAGCGAUUUGGCUUCAACAUCUCCGCAGAAGAAGUUACUGCUCCUGGCCCUGCAGCAAAAAGGCUGAUGCAAGAACGUGGACUGAGGCCACAUUUGCUGAUCCAUGAUGAUCUCCUCCCGGAGUUUGACUCCAUCGAUAAGUCUGAGCCCAAUUGUGUUGUGAUUGGAGACGCAGCCGAGAACUUUUCCUAUCAGAAUGUAAAUCGAGCAUUUAAUGCGCUAAUCGGCCUAGAGAAACCCGUUCUCAUAUCUCUAGGAAAAGGACGUUAUUAUAAAGAAACCGAUGGAUUGAAAUUAGACGUAGGUGCCUACAUGAAAGCUCUGGAGUACGCCUGUGAUGUCACGGCUGAGGUUGUGGGAAAGCCAUCAAAUAAUUUUUUCAUGUCUGCCUUGGAUGAGAUGGGAGUGAAGCCAGAUGAGGCUGUCAUGAUCGGGGACGAUGUGGUUAAUGACAUUGGAGGUGCUCAGAGCUGUGGUAUACGAGCGGUACUCGUGAGAACUGGAAAGUACAGGCCUAGUGAUGAAACCCAUCCUCAAGUGACUGCUGAUGGAUACGUGGACAACUUGGCCCAUGCUGUGGACAUCCUACUGGCUUCUAAAGGGGCUGGUCACUGACCCACUGACAACUUAUUUCCUAGCAUUACUGCCUCUAUAUGGCUUCAGAAGUCACCUCUGGAGGAUACCAUUAGGACUAAUAAUUUUAUACUUGAAUAAACAAAGCCUUGUAUGUCACAGAACUAAUAGGAUACUUGAAUGGAGGUACAGUACAAAUAAAUGUAAUAG
This is a messenger RNA of Nanorana parkeri, 1019 nucleotides long. It is a transcript of the gene LHPP, whose product is annotated as phospholysine phosphohistidine inorganic pyrophosphate phosphatase. The record is from RefSeq and is a predicted model, not a curated record. Gene Ontology annotation, cellular component: cytosol. Lineage: Eukaryota; Metazoa; Chordata; Amphibia; Anura; Dicroglossidae. Gene Ontology annotation, biological process: dephosphorylation. The transcript is spliced from 7 exons. Gene Ontology annotation, molecular function: inorganic diphosphate phosphatase activity; phosphatase activity. Bases 39 to 851 code for a protein of 270 amino acids.